This is a messenger RNA of Nematolebias whitei (Rio pearlfish), 651 nucleotides long. RefSeq names its product eva-1 homolog A (C. elegans) (gene eva1ab). The record is from RefSeq and is a predicted model, not a curated record. The transcript has 3 exons. NCBI's taxonomy places the organism in Eukaryota, Metazoa, Chordata, Actinopteri, Cyprinodontiformes, Rivulidae. Bases 32 to 625 code for a protein of 197 amino acids.
GAAAUUAUAGUAAUCUGGACUUUGUGAAAUCAUGAGUACUUCAGCGACAGGAAGCCCUAACAUGGAGGUGAAGGUGGUUUCCCAGGAGAUGGCGUUGCUUAGCAACAUAUUGGCAGCUUACACCUUUAUUGCAGACCAGCCGGAGAGGACGGCUCUGGUGUUCCUCGGAGGGGUCAGCGUGGGUCUUCUGGUCACCCUGUGCGCCAUCGUCUUCCAGAUACACUGUCGAGCAGACUGUCACUAUGGCAACACUAACGACCUUCAGCAUCGCCACAAGGUUGGACAUCACCACCGCCAGCACAUCUGUGCCCACCAUCAGCCCAGCGACGGUAAUGCAGACCCCUCUUCUGCUCUGGUCGUGGCCUCUAGAGGGACCGGGGUCUCCGUGGCCUCUGGGGCCUCCGGGGCCAAUGAGCCGGAGGUCUGGGACGACGCAGCUGACCUGUCGGCACAGAGACGCCGACGCUUCGAGAGAGCUCUGCUCCACGCCAACAUGUUCACAUCCUCUGAAGAACUGGACCGGGCCCAGAGGCUAGAAGAACGUGAACGGAUUCUCCGAGAGAUCUGGAUGAACGGACAACCAGACAUCAGCACCGUCACUCAGAGUCUCAACAGAUAUUACUGAUGACGUGCAGACGGACUGACAGAAAA